Messenger RNA from Achroia grisella, 1542 nucleotides. RefSeq lists its product as uncharacterized. Lineage: Eukaryota; Metazoa; Arthropoda; Insecta; Lepidoptera; Pyralidae. The transcript has 3 exons. Bases 1 to 1542 code for a protein of 513 amino acids. Gene Ontology annotation, cellular component: membrane. The record is from RefSeq and is a predicted model, not a curated record. Gene Ontology annotation, molecular function: transmembrane transporter activity. Gene Ontology annotation, biological process: transmembrane transport.
AUGGCUCUAAUUGGUUGGGUGUGUAUAGCUUUAAGUAAUAACGUCACACUGAUUCUCAUUGGCAAGCUUUUUCAUGGAUUCUCAAUGGGUAUGUGUUUUGUUACACUGGGCGCAUCUUUCAACAACGCAAUUCUUUUUAUGGUACCUAGUUAUACCGCCCGCCUACUCCCACAACUGCAGCGAGAUGACUCUAGCAUUCCAGUAGAUGAUAAUUCGGCUUCUUGGAUUGCUUCCGUGCAUGGUUUAACAUUAUUUGCGGGUAAUUUAUCUUUGCCCUUAAUUAUGGGACAUUAUGGCAGAAAACCUGCUAGUCUAGUUACUAACAUAGUAUCUCUAAUUGGUUGGGUGUUUAUAAUUUUAAGUCAAGAUGUCACUUUGAUUCUCGUUGGAAAACUUUUUCAAGGAUUCUCUAUGGGUAUGGUAACUGCUUUGCCAUCUAUAGUAAUUGCUGAAUACACAAGUCCUAAGAAUCGAGCACUAUUCACGUCUAUAAUGAUUAUUCUAAUGACACUUACGACUACGCUAGUUCACACUACAGGGUCUUAUUUUAGUUGGAAACUGACUGCUUUGGUCUGUAUGUUCAUUACUUGUGUCGGAUUAUUCAUAAUUGUAAUUACUCCAGAAUCUCCAAGCUGGUUAGCUGAGAAAGGACGAUACGAAGACUCUAAGCGAGUAUUUUAUUGGCUUAGGGAAAAAGAAGAAAUAAAUGAGUUGGAAAACAUUAUAAGUGUUAUAUCUAAAAGAAUACAUAAAAGCACAACAUCUAAAGGAUUUUUAACAGAUACUAAAAUUAAACUAUUGAAGAAUUUAAAUGCAAUUAAGUUAAGGGAAGGCUACAUGCCAAUUCUAAUAAUGGUCCACAUUUAUACAUUUGGCCAUUGGUGUGGCUCAAAUUCUAUAGUGAUUUAUAUUCAAGAUGUUUUUACUGCAUUAACCAGUCCAGACACUGAUAUUAAUCUACAAAUAGUGUAUACAGACAUUAUGGGAUUUUGUUACAAUGCAAUCGCAGUUUUUGUUAUGAGGAAGUGUAAAAGAAGAUUUAUUCUCUCCACGUUUCUUAAUUUAAAUAUAUUUGUUCUAUUAGCCACAGCUCUGUAUUCCUACUGUAAAGUAAAUGAUAUGUUACCUUUCGAUCAUCCAAUUAUAGGAAUUAUAUUGAUCCAUUUGAUUUUAUUCACAUUUUUAGUUGGUAUAUUUCCACUCACGUUUGCUUUAGAUGGUGAAAUAUUUUCUCUUGAAUAUCGCAGUUUUUCAGCAGGUAUCACUACUUUGUACUUUACAAUAGCAAUAUCUGGAGUAGUCAAAUCUUUUCCGUAUCUUAAGAAAUCUAUAGGUUUACAUGGAACAUAUUUAAUAUAUGCCGGUGUAUGCAGUUAUUGUUCGCUGUUUUUGUUAAAAUUUAUGCCGGAGACUAAAGAUAAGACUCUUCUAGAUAUUGAGAAUGAGUUUAAAAAUGUAACGGUUGCAUCAGAUGAUGAUUCUAGUUUAGUUCAACCAAUAAUUUUGCAUGAUACAGACACUGUUACCAAGUUGUCUCUAUAA